Molecule: messenger RNA, 629 nt
Organism: Paramisgurnus dabryanus
Lineage: Eukaryota; Metazoa; Chordata; Actinopteri; Cypriniformes; Cobitidae
Source: RefSeq, a predicted model, not a curated record
AAUUAUGGUGCUGACGUGAAAGUCAUCGUGUGUAACUCUAAGAAGGGCGGCUGGAGUGAGGAGCAACGUUUCACGUUUUUUCCCUUUGAACAAGGCAAAGAGUUCAAGGUGAGCUUCUCCUUCAAUCAUGAAAACUUUUAUGCCAAACUUACUGAUGGGAACAUGGUAACCUUCCCAAACCGCUUUGGAACAGAAACCUUCAAUCACCUGGAAGUAGCUGGGGCCACGGUCACCAGCAUGGUGGUCACCUGAGCAGUGAAUAAAGUCGUAAGCCCUAUUCAGACCAUAAUUGUUUCUCGUGGGGGUGUAAGAUGGUUUUAACAUUUAUGGGGGAGACAGUGAAUUUCUUGCCAUACGUUUUUCUCCAACCAUGUUGAUCAUGUGAUUAAUAAGUGCAUAUCCAGGUGUUUCGAAUUCCAACAUAUCCACCGUGAAUUUAUCUUCAUCCGAACGCAUGAGUUUUAUCGCUGAGGAACUACAUGCAAAUUUAUUUUUACAGACGUCCUUACAGACAAUUACUGUCUGAAGAGGGCUUAUAGAGAAGUAUGUGAAUCAUUCAGUCGGAUCUCAGUUCUACUGCUUUCAAAUCUUCAAUGUUCACUGAAUAAAAAUCACUGCAAAUAAAUCCA